Messenger RNA from Drosophila busckii, 443 nucleotides. RefSeq names its product dolichol-phosphate mannosyltransferase subunit 3 (gene Dpm3). The coding region runs from base 65 to 358 and encodes 97 amino acids. The record is from RefSeq and is a predicted model, not a curated record. The transcript is spliced from 2 exons. Gene Ontology annotation, biological process: GPI anchor biosynthetic process. Gene Ontology annotation, cellular component: endoplasmic reticulum membrane; dolichol-phosphate-mannose synthase complex. Lineage: Eukaryota; Metazoa; Arthropoda; Insecta; Diptera; Drosophilidae.
UCUUUUGUUUACGUGUUUCAUUUUAGUUCUUUUUUUAUAAUUUAUCAAAUAUAUAUAAUAAACCAUGGUGAACAUGACAAAUUUACAACGCUGGCUUUUCUAUGGCACUCUUUUUGCGAUUCCCUACCUGGCCGUUGUCCUGGGCAGCGUAAAAACUCAGCUAACUUCCAAAUACUUGCUGCACAUCCAGCUGUUGCCGCUGUUGCUGUUGGUGCUCUUUGGGAUUUAUUCGGUGUGGACUGUGCUUUAUCGCGUAUUUACUUUCAACGACUGCCCCGAAGCCGCUAAGGAAUUACAAGCGGAAAUUAUCGAGGCUCGCAAAGAUUUGAUUUCCAAGGGAUUUAAAUUCCGCGACUAAAGUUGAGCCGGCAACCGAUUUAAGAAGAGAUUUGUGCAUGUUAUGUUAUUCUGUAAUUCCAUUAAUUAUAAAGCUGUGUUAAGCA